This is a messenger RNA of Capsella rubella, 1409 nucleotides long. RefSeq names its product actin-related protein 2/3 complex subunit 2B. Bases 41 to 1222 code for a protein of 393 amino acids. NCBI's taxonomy places the organism in Eukaryota, Viridiplantae, Streptophyta, Magnoliopsida, Brassicales, Brassicaceae. The record is from RefSeq and is a predicted model, not a curated record. Gene Ontology annotation, molecular function: actin filament binding; structural constituent of cytoskeleton. The transcript is spliced from 11 exons. Gene Ontology annotation, cellular component: actin cytoskeleton; Arp2/3 protein complex. Gene Ontology annotation, biological process: Arp2/3 complex-mediated actin nucleation; actin filament polymerization.
AAGGUUAGAAAUUAUAAAUAAAUAAUGUGGCGUCAAGUUAAUGUCUUCCGAGAGCAGUUUCAAGAAUGGCAUAUCUCGAAAGAGCAUCUCCAACGUUGAAAGAAACACUCCUCAAGAUAUAUCGAUGAUUUUGAUUUGUUUCUGUCGUGCUGAGAAACCUAUAGAGGUUGAUCAACAUUUCCACGAGUUUGGUUCGAUUCAAUAUCACAUCAAGUACUCGGUUUCGGAUCCAAAUAUUGUGCAUGUAUCGACGUCAACGUUGCUUGAGACGCAAGGAGACGUGACACUAAAGGAGAUUUCAAGUCACACUUAUGAGGUGGUUAAGAAUAUUGCAGUUGGUGUGAUUGAUAUUGUUGAUCCACCAAAAUUAGGGUUUCAAUUAACUCUUGAGCUUCACCUUGAUAAUAUUCCACGUGGCAAAGAAGCGAUUAAAACCAUUACACGGAUUUCUGAAAUACAAGCGUUAAUAUUAAGUAGCCAACUUAAAGAGAUGCUGAGACAUUUGAAUUUUCAAGAUGAUUCACGAGCGAUGAACAACAACAAAAGGCCCAUCAGGAUUGUUUAUCACCCAAGUGAACCUUUCUACGUCUUUAAACAGCCAGAGAAAAUUACGGCGGUGUUUCCAAUGAAUUUUAAAGAUAAUUCGGAUGUGGUCAUCGCCACGUCAUUCUUCCAGGAACUAGUGGAAGUGGGAAGCCAAAAGGAAAUGGGAAAGGCACCUCAAUGUAGUUGGUCACCAAUACCACCUCUCCAACUUAGAGGUGAACCGGUCCAAGACUUAACCACCAACUCUGGUUUUGUAUCUUUUGAUAUUACUUCACGGCACGUUGAAGGAAAGAGAUUAGACAAAACGGUUUGGAACUUGCUAAAUUUUUACGCAUACGUAAAAUAUCAUAUAAAGUGUUCGAGAGGAUACAUACAGAGAAGAAUGAGAAAAAGAAUGGACAGUUUAGUUAAGCUGCUAAAUAACACAAGCCUAGAGGAAGAAGCUGCUCAAAAUGAAAACGGAAGAUGCAGCAAAUACGUAAAAGAGUUUGUGAAGGUACCAAAAGGCAAACUAAUGAUGAAACAAAGAUGCAAGGAGAUGACAAGAAGAGUUAAGAUUAGUAAGUUCCGGAUCAAAAUCAACGGUUGUGCUCGGUUUCGAUUCAAUCAACGGUGGAUGUCUUUCCCCAAAUUCUCUUCGAAUCCCUCUAGUAAAUCAUACACAAAACUCGACUAAGUAUUGUGUCGACAUGCUUCAAAGUUCAAACUUGACUUUGGAGAGCAAUACGCGUUGAUGAAGUAUACAGUUAUACAUUAAAGUUUUCUUACGACAAUUUUAGUUUUAUUUAUAGUUAGUUAAGAAAGAACAUAAAUAAACCUAAUCAAGAGUUGGCAUUGAAUGAAUGCAGCAUGUUAUUACGUAA